AUCAUUUCGAUAUUCCUUCUGAUGUAAAAUGUUUUUUCUACAUCAAUUUGCUGUUCAUUGUGAUGAAUAGCUUAAACUUCGCUAUCGCUAGAAUUUCAGUUCAAGCAAAUGGUAUCUUACGGAUGGAGGUCGUUGCGUCAAAUUCCACAAAUCAUGAAUGAAUUCUAAGUUCUGUUGUACAUUUUCUACAAAUUAAGGAUAUUCUUAACCCUCUAUUCAAUAAAACACUUUAAACAAUGAAUGAAGUAAGUGGAGGAAAACAAGAUAUACCUAAUACUUCUACUUGGGAGACAUUGUCUGGGCAAUCAGCAUCGUUAUCUACUAUGCAUCAUCAUCAUCAAUCGUUACAACAAGAUGCAAAUACAGCAGUUACACAAGUUAUAGUUCCUACUCCUGUAAAACUUCAAGCACCUAUGUUAAAUUCAACGCAAACCGUAGGUGAUCAUUGUUCACAACUCGGUCAUAUGCAACAAUCAAAUUUGAUAACGCAGGGUACACCACCGGGAACGUUUCCAGAAACUGAACUUUCACCUGAACUUCAGCAACAAGGAUGGAAAAAGUUUUGGAGCAAACGAGAAAAUCGUCCAUAUUUUUGGAAUAAAUUAACUGGAGAAUCUUUAUGGGUAAUACCGCCUUUAAAACCUCAGUUUGACCCAAUUACGGAUCCACUUGGUAUUUGUGCUGUUCCACCUGUUUCUGGCAAUGGAGCUAUUCCUCCAGGAGGAACGCUUAAACGUAGAGCUUCGGAAGAUAGCGUUGUCCCAGCAGCGAAGAAAUUUGUAUUAGCUGGUCCAUGGGACUUGGAAAUUCCAACAAAUGUCAUAAUAUAUGAGAGAGCUCCAUCAAAUUUACCUCAUGUUCACCCUGAAACGGAAGCAUUACGAUGUGGUUUACUUGCAAAAUUGAGGCAAUGUUAUCAAGAAUUGUGUCAUACUCGUGAAUCGAUAGAUGCUCCUAAGGAUUCUUUUAACAGAUGGCUAAUGGAAAGAAAAGUUAUAGAUUGUGGCUCAGAUCCUCUCUUACCAAGUCAGUGUUUUCCUGAAAUUUCCAUGUCUAUGUACCGCGAAAUUAUGAACGAUAUCCCUAUUAAAUUAGUCCGACCAAAAUUUACCGGUGAUGCGAGGAAACAAUUAUCACGAUAUGCAGAAGCUGCAAAGAAAAUGAUAGAAUCAAGAGCAGCUUCGUCAGAGAGUAGAAAAGUUGUAAAAUGGAAUGCAGAAGAUACUUUUCAGUGGUUAAGACGAACAGUUGGUGCUACGUUUGAUGAUUUCCAAGAUCGUCUUGCACAUUUAAAACGGCAGUGUCAACCACACCUUACAGAGACUGUAAAAGCUAGUGUUGAGGGUAUCUGCUUAAAAAUUUAUCACUUAUCAACGGAAUACGCAAAAAAAGUCAAACAUAAAAACAAUCAAAUUUUAAAAGAUAACGGAUUAGGAAAUGUUAUACCCUUAGGGGGACCAGCCAGUACGCAAAGAAAAGUUUGGUGUUACCCCAUACAAUUUUCUCUUCCAACUUCCCGGCUUCCGCAAGUGGAUUAUCUUCCUGAACGUGAACAAACAAUGUUGCGCUUUCAUGGUGAUACCGUGUGUAUUAAUAAUAUGCAUCUUGCAAAAUUAGAACACCUAUACAGAUAUAAUUGCUUUGAUGACAAAAAGUUUGAAAUGUUUUUACCUCGCGUUUGGUGUAUGUUGAAACGUUAUCAGACAUAUUUUGGAAUCAACGAGGGACAAGCAACGCAAAUGGCCCUCCCUGUUACAGUCUUUGAAUGUCUUCAAAGAUCAUUUGGUGUGACAUUUGAAUGUUUUGCGUCUCCGUUAAACUGCUACUUUAGACAAUACUGUUCAGCAUUCGCUGACACGGAUUCUUAUUUCGGAUCAAGGGGACCUUUCUUGGACUUCAGACCUGUCAGUGGCUCGUUUCAAGCUAAUCCACCAUAUUGCGAAGAACUUAUGGAAGCUAUGGUUAACCAUUUCGAACGUCUUUUAGCUGAUUCAGCAGAACCUUUAUCUUUUGUGGUAUUUUUACCUGAAUGGAGAGAUCCAGCACCUAAUGCUCUCAUAAAAUUAGAAAGCAGCCAUUUUAAAAGAAAACAGGUGGUAGUACCUGCUAUGGAACAUGAAUACAGACAUGGAUUUCAGCAUAUACUACCAAAAGGCGAAGUUAAUAUUAGAGCAGCACAUGGAACAUUAGUAGUAUGGUUACAAAAUACAGCUGGUACUGCUCGUUGGGGACCUACAGAGGAAAGAGUUGAAGCAUUAUUGGAAGCAUGGCGUCCAGGAAGAGAAAGAGAACGAGAUAGACAAGAACUUCUAUCACCACCAAGGCAAACACAUCAGCCGAUACCUUCCAUGCCUAUUCCUGUUUUAACAACGCCUACGACUCCAACAGUACCGUUACAAACAUUAUCCACACAUCCUAUAUAAUUAUCAUUAAACAGUGUCCUGGGGAAAAGCAGCGAAAAGUAAAAUAAUUCGAUACUUUCAUUUUAAUUUUUCUCUACAAUUGGUCUAUCGCAGAGAACAUUCGAUAUAUAAUUUAUCAAUUCAUUAAGUACAGACAUGUGGAAUACAAUGUUUACUAAUUCUUACCGGUUUAAUUGUGUAUACUUCAGGCAUUAUUUAUAUAUUCAUUUGAAUCUUAAUUCACUUCAUCUAAAGAAGAUAAAUUGGUAUACAAAUAAGUAUGUAUGUAUACAUAUAUAAAUAUUAUUUAAAUAAUUAUA
Messenger RNA from Megachile rotundata (alfalfa leafcutting bee), 2722 nucleotides. It is a transcript of the gene Pcif1, whose product is annotated as Phosphorylated CTD-interacting factor 1. NCBI's taxonomy places the organism in Eukaryota, Metazoa, Arthropoda, Insecta, Hymenoptera, Megachilidae. Gene Ontology annotation, molecular function: mRNA (2'-O-methyladenosine-N6-)-methyltransferase activity; RNA polymerase II C-terminal domain binding. Gene Ontology annotation, cellular component: nucleus. The record is from RefSeq and is a predicted model, not a curated record.